Clavispora lusitaniae ATCC 42720 is the source of this 774-nucleotide messenger RNA. RefSeq names its product Zn(II)2Cys6 transcription factor UME6 (gene UME6). The record is from RefSeq and is a predicted model, not a curated record. Gene Ontology annotation, molecular function: DNA-binding transcription factor activity, RNA polymerase II-specific; zinc ion binding. NCBI's taxonomy places the organism in Eukaryota, Fungi, Ascomycota, Pichiomycetes, Serinales, Metschnikowiaceae. Gene Ontology annotation, biological process: regulation of DNA-templated transcription.
AUGGCAGAAUCAUUAAUCAAUUCCCCAAACUCUGCCCAAGGCAAUGCACUUGGAAGAUCUGGAUUCCAUAAUAUGGAUAACCUUUUGAAUGAGCUGGCUAUUCCCUUUGAUUAUUCUCCCUAUGGCUUUGGAACAAGCACUUCCGAUGCGGUUGCAAAGUCGUAUCCAUUUCAAUUGAACCAGUUCCAGACACCCUUUCCCCAAUAUCACUACGAGCCUUACUACUCGCUGGACGACAUCCUAAAGUUUCAAGUCCAGCUUUACCAGGAACUACGAUUCCAAGUGGUCAAAAAUGACCUCAUGAAGGAAGAGCCCUUUCUGCAGAGCUUUCAAGAAGUUGACUCUACUAGUGGUGCUUCGACAAUAGAUACACCUUUACCGAACACCUCCGUUCUCUCUGUCCCCGAGUCAAUUCUUACUCCUGAAUUUUCACUCCCUCUUCCAGAAUCAGAAAUGCCGAAGAAAAGAAACUUGGUUGAUCAAACACAACUCAAGAAUAAUGUUUCGGCUAGCGAGCCUGUUCCCAAAAAACAUACUCGCAAACACAUUAUGGCCAGAUCCAGAAAUGGAUGUUGGAUCUGUAGGAUCAAACACUUAAAAUGUGAUGAGAGAAAGCCUGUCUGCUAUAAUUGUGUCCGCUUUGGUAUCCAAUGCGAUUACUCACCGAAUCGACCAGAUUAUGUGUCUGAUAAAGAGCUUCGGAGAAGAAAAUUGGAUUCCAUUACUACCAAGAAAAGACGUUGUACUUCAGGCACUAAACCGGUACGCAAAUGA